Varanus komodoensis (Komodo dragon) is the source of this 1380-nucleotide messenger RNA. RefSeq names its product asialoglycoprotein receptor 1-like. The coding region runs from base 441 to 1298 and encodes 285 amino acids. The record is from RefSeq and is a predicted model, not a curated record. The transcript has 9 exons. NCBI's taxonomy places the organism in Eukaryota, Metazoa, Chordata, Lepidosauria, Squamata, Varanidae.
UCAAAUUGAGAUUCCGGGAUUCUGACACAGCACCGGCAAAAGCUUUAACUCUGACUUUUAGAGUCGUUGAAACUGAAUUAGUGCAGAAACACUUUUAAGGAACAUGAUAUGAAGGUGGUGAUAUGAAUCCUAAAUUUGUUUCAAAACAUUACAGUAGGGUUUUUUUUUUACCUGAAGACCCAUUACUUCUUUCUGUUCAUGCUCAGAGGCACAGUUCUCCUUCCUUCUGUCUUUCAACCCUCCCCCUUCUCUGAGACACUGCUUCUCAGAAAAGAGGAAGAACAAUCCAGAGUAUAAAAGGGUGGAAUAACCAGCUGGUUUUCUGCUGCAGCGCAGUCCACUUCGCCUCGCCCGGGAAGCAGCAGCACGGAAUCGAGCCCUUUCAUGCCGGAUCGUUUAUCUGAGGCGUCACAGAUCGCUCCUGACCUCUCCAAACCACGAUGAUCCAAGAGUAUCGCAACGUCAAGUCCCUGGGCUCAGAGGCUGAAGACGAUCUUGAUCCCAGAAGAGGGUACGCCCCGUCCCCGUCGUGGGGGCGAGGGGCCUGCUCCGGCCGGUGCCUGGUCUGCUUCCUGACGGGCCUCCUCUGCGUCGUACUCAUCCUGACCGUCGUGUUUGCCUCCACGGGGCGCAGGGUCGACUCCGAUAUGUCGAAGAUGCAGGAGGAGUUCGACAGUGUGAACCGCACGAGCUCUGCGGUGCUGGCUGCCCUGAAAGACAAGGAGGAGAAGGACCUGCAGACCCUGGUGAACAUAGACAAGAUGGUGAAGAACCUGACCAAGGUGGUGGACGCAGUCAAGGCGGAGUUCCAGGACCAAAUCGCCAAGCUCCGGAUCAGCGUCCGGACCCUGAACUGCAGACUGGAGGACGUGAAGCGCAACCGGACAGGUGGCCAGGAGGACUGCUGCCCGAAGGGCUGGCGCUCGUUCGGCCGGAGCUGCUACUGGGUGUCCUCGGUGGAGAAGACCUGGGAGGAGGCCAGGCUGGACUGCGAGGACAAGGAUUCCCACCUGGUGGUCAUCGCCGGCUACCAGGAGAAGCAAUUCGUCACCCAGCUCUCCAAGCCCCGGAACACGUGGCUGGGCCUGAACUACGAGACCGACCAGUGGAAGUGGCUCGACGGGAGCACGUACACCGUCCGCAGGAUAGACUGGAGGCCCGGCGAGCCCAACCUCUUCUCGCACCGCAACUUCCGGGAGCUGGCGCACUGCGCCUACAUGUACCGUGACGGCCUGUGGAGCGACGAGCACUGCAAGCAGCAGCUGGCCUGGAUGUGCGAGACCGAGCUCAAGGGCUGAGCCGCGGCCGCGGGGGGCUGCGCACGCCACGCCGGCCAGCCGGACACUCCCUGCGCGGGCAAAUAAACGGGAUGCCUGCGGC